AUGAGUCCAUAUCAAAUACACCUAUCAAAAUAUCCACCAUCCAGUCCUGAAAAGCAUCAUCGUCUCUUUCAAUCUUCUUGGUUUGUGCAAUUUGCAUCUUGGCUAGAGUACUCUCCAUCAAAAGAUGCUGCUUAUUGUUUACCUUGUUAUCUUUUUACAAUGAAAGCAUCAAGACGUUUUGGAUGGGAUACAUUUACUAUCACAGGAUUUACAAGUUGGAAGAAGAUUAAUGAUGGAACAAAUUGUGCCUUUUUGAAUCAUGUUGGGCAAGAUCCUUGUUCUUGUCAUAAUAAUGCUUUGAAAUCUAGUGAGGAUUUAUUAAAGCGAUCACAACAUAUUGAUAAAAAUGAAAUAUAUAGAGUUCUUUCUCAUCAUUGUCUUGAUAUUCAAAAUAUUCGUGGACAAGGAUAUGAUGGGGCUAGUAAUAUAUGGGUUCUGAAUGGAAAGUUGCAAGGAGAGGGUCCAGUGGUCAGCAAUGACUGUACAGUUGCAAAGAAUGGGUAG
Messenger RNA from Humulus lupulus (European hop), 504 nucleotides. RefSeq lists its product as uncharacterized. Lineage: Eukaryota; Viridiplantae; Streptophyta; Magnoliopsida; Rosales; Cannabaceae. Bases 1 to 504 code for a protein of 167 amino acids. The transcript is spliced from 3 exons. The record is from RefSeq and is a predicted model, not a curated record.